Trematomus bernacchii (emerald rockcod) is the source of this 3518-nucleotide messenger RNA. It is a transcript of the gene pcdh20, whose product is annotated as protocadherin-20. Gene Ontology annotation, cellular component: plasma membrane. The record is from RefSeq and is a predicted model, not a curated record. Gene Ontology annotation, molecular function: calcium ion binding. Lineage: Eukaryota; Metazoa; Chordata; Actinopteri; Perciformes; Nototheniidae. Gene Ontology annotation, biological process: homophilic cell-cell adhesion.
UAGCACUCAGCUGAGGUCUGCGCUGCUCAACGCUCAAAAUGCCUAAGUCACUGAAGCUGUCACUCUUGCUGCCAUAAGUGGAAGGUACUGGACUAGGACAUAAACAUGUUCAACAGAAGACACCCCAGCCUUAGCAAAAGAGGAGUAAUAUGGGGAUUGUGGGUGAUCUUGCUUUACACCAGCCCUCCUUCCUGUUUUGCAAAUUUCAGCCAAGCAAAACAGCUGAUCUAUAAGAUAAAGGAGGGAUUGCCAGGAGGAACCUUCAUAGGUGCCAUUGGAGAAGACUUACAUUUGAUUUCACGGUGGAGCCCCCCCUUUUUAUUCAAUCUUCCACAAAAGAAGGUCAAUGGACAGUAUGUGAACCUUAAUAGCACGACCGGGCAGCUUUACACAUCUGCUACAGAGAUUGACAGGGAGACUCUCUGUCCUGAUAACUCCGGGGGGAAGGGAUGUGUCCUCUCACUGGAUGUGUUUGUGUUGCCUCAGCAGCACUUCCAGCUUGUCAGUAAGAUAUUUAUAGAGGAUGUGAAUGACAACAGGCCUAAGUUUCCUGUGGAUGAGAUCUGUAUGUUUGUCCCAGAAAACACUCACAUCAAUGCUCGGUUUGCGGUGGAGCAUUCUGCAGUUGACCCGGACCUGGGUCCUUAUGGAGUGCAGACCUACUGGCUUGUUAAUGACUUUGGAAUGUUCACACUUGAUGUAGAGCAGAAUGAGGGAGGCGAGCUGACUCCCUUCCUCAUUGUGACUGAGGCUUUGGACAGAGAGACCCAGGCUGAAUAUAUAACAGAUAUCAUAGCAGAGGACGGUGGGACCCCUCCUCUUCUUGGAGCAGCUACUUUGAAAAUUGUCAUCACAGAUGUGAAUGAUAACUGCCCCAAAUUCAAAGAGUCACAAAUGAAUGUCACUCUGCAUGGGAAUACCACCAAAGGGGGACAUUUGGCACGUCUGCAUGCUUUUGACCCUGACCUUGGUGCUAAUGCUCAGAUCAGCUAUGCUUACAGUGAACGUGUGCCAAGGGACGCCAGGAGCUUGUUCCAUUUGGACAGGAUCACAGGAGUGAUCAAGCUAGCUGGGAAGAUAAACACCGGUACAGCCACGUUUUACAAACUUACCAUUCUUGCCAAUGGACCUGGUUGUAUCCCUGCAGUUGCAACUGUUUCUGUCCAUAUCAUCAAGGUUGUUACUGGACCCCCUGCAGUCAUUCCCCGAUACAUUGCACCGGAAAAUGAUGGGGAGUUGACAAUAAAGGAAUCUGAGCCAGCCUUUUCUCCAAUUGCUUUUUUUACUGUCAAAAAUAUUGAUAUUAACCAAAGAGUGGACUGUCAUUUAGAAGGGACUGGUCCCUUCAGGCUUGGCCCUUAUCAAACGUUGAAGAAUGAAUACCUGUUGGAAACUACAGAGCCUCUGGAUUAUGAGAAGACACAGGAGUAUGAGCUAAUUGUGGUUGCUACGAGUUCUCAAGGGCUUGUCAUCAAGACCUUCCUCAAGGUGCAAGUAUUGGAUGAGAAUGAUAAUGCACCAGUGUUUCAGCAGGCUUUGGUGGAAGUAUCUGUAGAAGAGAACAAUCCGCCAAAUACCUUUCUGACCCAGUUCCAAGCCACAGACCAGGACAGCGAAGGUCGAGGGGAAGUCAUCUACCUUCUUGGAGGAGACGCCCCAGGAUCUUGUGAUAGAUCGUGUGACAGGUGUCUGACUGUUACCACAUCGCUGGACCGUGAGGAGAAAGAGACCUACCGUUUCAUAGUGAGAGCCGUAUAGACCAGGGGGACACCCAGGAGGGAGUCGCUUGCAACUGUAGGUGUGUUGACUGUGCAAGACCGCAAGACAAACAGUCCACGCUUCAUCGAUAAGGACUACUUCUUUGUGCCAGAGAACUUCCCGGGAUAUGGUGUCGGUGUCCUCUCUGUGACUGAUGCCGAUGCUGAGGAAAAUGGUUGGUGGCCUGUCCAUCCUCAAUGGCAGCGACAUCUUCUGAUAGACACAGGCAAAGGGGCACUGAGGGCCAAGACCUCACUGGACCGUGAGCAACAAGGGACAUAUCAGCUGUGGAUAGAGGCCGUCGAUGGUGGAGAGCCUGCUCUGUCCUGCGUUACUAUGGUCACAGUGCUGUUGUUGGAUGUAAAUGACAACCCACCUAUUGUCCUCUUCCCCCAGUCCAAUCAGUCUUACAUGCUGGUUUUACCCAAUACACUACCAGGAACAUCAAUAACAGAAGUCUAUGCUGUGGAUAAGGAUACAGGAAUGAAUGCUGUGAUCGCCUAUAGUAUCAUUAAGAGGAAAGGGGGAGAGCCAGGGUCAUUUGCCAUUGACCGAACAGGAAAUAUCACAUUAAAGAGGGAGCUUAGCAAUCGGGGCCUCUACAGCCUUCUGGUGAAGGUCACUGAUCAUGGUCAGCCUGAACCGCUUUACUCAACAGUCAUGGUUAACUUCUUUGUCAAUGAAACUGUGAGCAACGAGAGCUACAUCCAGAGCCUGUUGACCAGGGAGGCUGGGAUUGAGGUAGAGGAGAGGCCCUGGUUUAAAGGCCAGAUGACACAGGGGCCUGAGAGGUAUGAGUUGUUCCCCUGUCAGCCUGUCCUUAUUGCUCUUUCUGUGACAUGUCUAGGACUUUUCUUCACAGUUGUUACUCUGACAUCUUACAUAUGCUGUAAAAGAUUUAAAAAGCAGCGAAAGAAAGGAUCAGAAGUGGAGAGACCUUUGAAAAAGAAGAAUGACUCGAUUCAGGGUGUAAACAGAAAGCUCAGGCCGAUAUCUAACAUCUGAUUUCCAGUUGUCCACACAUCCAAAAACACCACUGUUUACAUGAAUGUUUACAAAUCUCACUGUGAGAAGUGUAGUUCUAACAUGAAGUUGCUCUUUUUGCUUUUUGUUAUAUUAUUGUUAUUACUGCAGUGUGAAGUUUGAUUUAGAUGCCAUUGGUUCCUCUCCUAGGCCAUACAGUCCCAUUCACUUUUCCAUGUUUUAUAAUAUCUAUAAAACAUGACACUUAACGAGACGUGGAGUGUCAAAAAAAGUAAGGAAUUAAUCAUUAUUAGCAUCAGAGAAAUAACAGCUUUAUUUCAAAUCAAAAGAGCAAUUAAUUGAAGAAAACUGAAUAUAAGGUCUUGUGUAAAUAUUGUAAAAACAAUUUUAAAUUUUAUAUCAAACUUUUGCACUGCACGAGAAAGGCAAAGGACAAUUUAAGGCACAAAACUGUUUUCGUUCUCCACUGUUGUUUUAGAAAAAUUGCAUUUUUAAUCUGGAAUUGGUACAGAAAAGGCUAGUCAGAUGUAUGACUUUAUUCAAGGCGUUGUAUUUUGUAAUAUUUAAAGAACUCCCCGCGUCAAUAUACAGUACAUCAAGCUCUAUAACUGUAACACAGUAUGCACAAAUGCUAUAAGCAGUCAUUUUUUAAAACUAAAAAUGUGGAUUAAACAACUUAACUUUAAUUCCCACUUAAUAGUUUUGCAAUAUAUUUAAAUGCUUUAAGGUGUGGGUAGGGUAAGUUUGAGAAACCGGCUCGAGAUACACUUCCCGAU